Molecule: messenger RNA, 2469 nt
Organism: Neospora caninum
Lineage: Eukaryota; Apicomplexa; Conoidasida; Eucoccidiorida; Sarcocystidae
Product: putative thrombospondin type 1 domain-containing protein
Exons: 10
Coding region: 1-2469 (822 amino acids)
Biological process (GO): cell adhesion
Cellular component (GO): extracellular matrix
Source: RefSeq, a predicted model, not a curated record
AUGCCGGCGGAGCGGAAGAGGCGGGCGUUCCUCCCUUCGGCCGCCCUCGUCAGUCUUCUCGCUAUUCGUUUCUCAGAAGAAAUUGCACGGACCGCUCUGUCCUCCGCCUUCGCACAGGAUGCGGGCUCCGCACACAAGCCCUGGAUCGGAAACUGCCCUCGUUUCGGCUUUUCCUUCCAUGCGUCUUCGCACUCUUCCUCUUCUCUCCUUGAGACUCCGUUUGUAGUGGACAGCGUGGCUGCAUGCGCGGCCCGCUGCCACGGCUUCGUUCUCUCUUCUUUUUUCUCUUCUACGCUGUGCCGCGGGUUCGAGUUCGACCGGCGCAGCCGUCUCUGCUCGCUCUUCGCCUCUCUGCCAUCGCCCUUCGCGUCUCUCUCGCGGCCUUCGCCGUUCAUCGCCUCGGGUGUCUCUCCGACGAAGACAGCCGGCAGUCUGUGCGCGACGUCCUGUCUCGUCUCGGAGUGGAGCGCGUGGGGAGCUUGCGAGGGCGAAGGACGGACGGAACCUGGGGCCUAUGAGUCGACUUCGGGGAUUCAAAGGCGCACGCGACACAUUCGCAGACUCCCGCUGUGGGGCAACGAAACGUGUCCGCUCCUCGAAGAACUCAGACCGUGCACACGAGGAGACUCCCCACAGUGCGCCAUGGAGGGAAUCGGGAUUCUCGGGUGGGGCUGCAACCCCGAAGACGACUUUGCAGAAAGCGGCACCGACCGGCAUUUCGUGACGAGUUUCGAGGCCUGUGGGAAUCUCUGUGCCUCGGAUCCAGACUGCACUUUCUUCUCUCUCGACCGUCGACCGCGUGCCUCUGCCUCGUUUUCGCCGGGCGCCAGCCCGCGGAGUGAAGAGAGACAAGAUCCAUUUCCCAGUGGAGAGCGAGAGACGCACGAUGGGCAGGAAGUCUCCAUGCUCUGCUACAUCAUUCAUGGCCCAGAACCUGGAUGCAUGUUUCUCUCUGAACACUUUGUCUCGGCGCCGCGCCAGGGCGGCGCCUCGCGGUGUCCCUUCGACUGCGUGCCGGGCGAGUGGAGCGACUGGGCCCCGUGCAGCCAUCCGUGCAGUCCCGAGCAGCAACAGUCCAGAACGCGCGGGGUCAAGAUUCCAGCGCGAAACGGCGGCAGAGAUUGCCAGCUUGUCGACACCCGAAACUGCCUCGGAAGCCCCAUGUACCCGCGUGUGAAUUGCGCCCAAGCGGAGUGUACGUACUCGCCGUGGUCCUCGUGGUCGCCGUGCAGCAGUCCUUGCGAAGGAGGAACGCAAGAAAGAGUGCGCUCUGUUCUGACCGGCGGCAGCAGGCCGUGCAACGCAGUGAAAAUGGUUCGCGCAUGCAACGACGGAAUUGCCUGUUCUUCGCGAGGACAAGACUGCGAGUUCAGCGCUUGGGAGGAGUGGAGCGCAUGCAAGGCUGUGCCGGGCGCAGGCUGUGGCCAGCGGAGCGGCAGAAGGCAGAGACACCGGGGAAUUCUGAAGCAAAAGAAAGACCCGUUUUCAGGGCGGCCGCUGCCUUGCGGAGACAACCAGGCGUUCGUGCAAGUCGAAGACUGCGUCGCCCCUGGAACCGACGCUUGCGCGGAUGCAUGCGUGAUGACGCCGUGGACGAACUGGUCCGCAUGCAGCGCAACUUGCGGCGAAGGUUGGCGCACGCGCGUCCGGUCCAUUCUCAGACCUCUUCUCUCCGGGAGUGGCAAAGAAGGCUGCCCGCCGACCGUGGAGACAGAGCCCUGCUCGAAGACGGAACUCGCGCCGUGUCCCCCGGAGGAGCAAAGCGAAGAAAACGGCUUAUUCAGCUGGAAAACUCCGCAGUGCGAGAUGGGAGAGUGGCAGCCGUGGACUGCAUGCAACGACAACUGCCAGAGAUUUCGCUUUCGUCUUCCUCUCUCCGCCGCCGGAAGGCCUGCCUGCUCCGUCGAAAUCCAAGAGGAACCGUGCGACGCGAGCACGUGCGUCGCGGCCGCUCGCGCCGCUUCCAGUUGGAGCGGCGCCGGGAGACAGGCUGCGGCGUCCCAGGCGGGCUCUGACUUCUUGCCCUCGGAGAACUUUUCAGGAGCACGAGAUUCGUUCUCUCCUUUCGGUUCGGCCCCCGUCGUCCUUCCUGCCUCGCAGGCAGACGUCUCUGCGAUCACGCGCGCCUGUCUCCUGAGCAUUCUUCUCACGCUUCUCAUCAUCUUUCUCUUCAUCUACUUUCGGAAGAAAGGCAUUCGAGGACGCCGGUACAUUUAUCCGCUGGACGGCGGCUGGACCGCCGCCAGUUCGUUUGCAGGCGACAAUGACGAAACGACAAGCUUCGUGAUGACGCAGGGGCAAGAAAACUCGGCUGAGGGCAGCCAGGCGGCGACUGCAGGCGCGGAGAGAAGCCAGGAGGGCGAGGACGAAGUUGAGAGCAACGCGAGCGAAAAACUCGCGAAAGUCGACGUGGACCAAGACAUGUCUUUUUGGGACGACGAUGACGAAGAAACGAAAGAAGACAAGUAA